Molecule: messenger RNA, 2386 nt
Organism: Chelmon rostratus (copperband butterflyfish)
Lineage: Eukaryota; Metazoa; Chordata; Actinopteri; Chaetodontiformes; Chaetodontidae
Product: fructose-1,6-bisphosphatase 1-like
Exons: 8
Coding region: 1259-2272 (337 amino acids)
Biological process (GO): fructose metabolic process; fructose 1,6-bisphosphate metabolic process; sucrose biosynthetic process
Cellular component (GO): cytosol; cytoplasm
Molecular function (GO): fructose 1,6-bisphosphate 1-phosphatase activity
Source: RefSeq, a predicted model, not a curated record
ACCAUUUCACUCAAAACAGAGUUGUAUUCUACUCUGUACAGAGUAGUAACUGCUUCAAAGUAGAGGUCCAAUUCUACUAUGAAUAGAGUUCUGUUUCACUCAAUAAAGAGUUGUAUUUCACUCAAUAUUGAUUUUAAUAAUGAUAACUCUGGAUUAAAAUGUUUGAAAUAAAAAAGACCAGAAAUGAAGAUUCAACAAUGCACUUGUAUUUUUCUUAAAUGCAUAAGCCUUUGCAGCUACGUUUGUAUCAUUAACCCGAAAAAGCUAUGAACGGUGUGUGAUUAACCGUCCUCCAAUAGGCCAGCCUUGUGGUGGCGGCCAUUAUCAUAUCUGGUAUCUUUUUGAGUUCAAAGUUCAACCUCAGCUUUCCGUUGUGAAACAUUUAGUAUAAGCUCGCGUUGUAAGUCGAGCAACUCUGAACUGAUGCCCUUUUACCUCUCCAUGUUUGUGCCACAGACAGAGACAGCCAUAAACUAAUUACAUGCACGCAGAGACACACUGGCACACAGACUGCCUCUCCUGCAAAUACUGUUCGAUCAGCACAUGUGAAAUUAAAGGUGUUAUGUGAAGUCAGGCAGCGGUGGCAAGGACGGUGAGUCCCAUGAUUUGAACUUUAAACUGCUUCAGGAUCACACAGGGAGGGAAUGUUUUCGCGGUGUUUCCAGGCGUAUUGAGAACAAUGUGUGCACCAGUUUUUCCAACAAGGAAUCUGAGUAAAGGAAGUGAUUGCAGGGAAAAUGUACGUGAAGUUAAGGUGUGUUGUAAAACUGAAAGCAAAUGAAAUAAUCCACCAAAUAUCUGGAAAGCUCGGCUGGAAGGAAACAGGAAUUAGGGUAAAUGAUUAAUGUAGUGCUGCAAAAACAGCGUUUCUGUUGAAAGCUUUUGGAAAAAUGAUGCACCAUAAACACGGUUAAACAGUUCGAUGACUCUGAGUGCUGUUUCUGGUGUUACAUCACACAGUUUUGACUUACGAAAGUGCUCACAACUUUACAGGCUGAUAAAAACACAUGAGCGGGGAUCAAAUCAGGCAUUGUUACUUUAAAACAACAAACGUUCACUAUCUCUGAACUUUGCUCCUUUAAACGCACAGUGACAGAAGUGAUUGAACCAGCCCCUCGCUGCGAGGAAGGACGCGUUUGAUUGGUUCGAGGAGCUGCACACCCCCUUUCUCAGCUCUGCUCUCCACUUUUUAACUUUGGGGCUAUGCUCACCUGUUUCACUUAACGCGUUCGGUCCCAGUCCCACACCUGACAGCAAAAUGUCUGACAGAGGCGCCUUCGAUACCGACGUGCUGACCCUCACCAGGUUUGUUCUGGAGGAGGGCAGGAAGGCCCAUGGGACAGGUGAGCUGACCAACCUGCUCAACUCCAUCUGCACAGCUGUGAAAGCCAUCUCAACUGCUGUCAGGAAGGCUGGGAUCGCUAACCUAUACGGCAUCGCUGGAAGCACCAACGUGACAGGAGACCAGGUGAAGAAACUGGACGUCCUGUCCAAUGACCUGGUCAUCAACAUGAUCAAGUCCUCCUUCUCCUCAUGCGUGUUGGUGUCAGAGGAAGACGAGAAGGCCAUCAUUGUGGAACCGGACAAACAGGGAAAAUACAUUGUGUGCUUCGACCCACUGGACGGCUCCUCGAACAUCGACUGUCUCGUCUCUAUCGGAACAAUUUUUGCCAUCUACAAAAAGACCACAAGUAAUGAGGCGGCUGAGACGGACGCUCUGCAGCCUGGGAGAAACAUCGUGGCAGCUGGUUAUGCUCUGUAUGGCAGUGCCACCAUGAUGGUCCUCUCCACUGGGCAAGGAGUCAACUGCUUCAUGCUUGACCCUGCAAUCGGUGAGUUCAUCUUGGUUGAUAAAGACGUGAAGAUUAAGAAAAAGGGGAAAAUCUACAGUUUGAAUGAAGGAUAUGCACAGCACUUUUAUCCAGACGUGACAGAGUACCUACAAAAGAAGAAAUACCCAGAGGACGGUUCUGCUCCAUAUGGCAGCCGAUAUGUUGGUUCGAUGGUAGCUGAUGUUCAUCGUACUUUGGUGUACGGAGGAAUCUUUUUAUAUCCUGCUAAUGUCAAGAGUCCGAAGGGCAAGCUGAGGCUGUUGUAUGAAUGCAACCCCAUGGCCUUCAUCAUGGAGCAGGCAGGAGGCAUGGCCACCACAGGAGCCAUGAAUGUCCUGGACAUCCAGCCCACCACCAUCCACCAGCGAGUUCCCGUGGUCCUGGGAUCCCCCGAUGACGUGCAGGAGUAUCUUUCCAUCUGGAAAAAGCACAACAAAUGAGAUGCACUGAUGAAGGAAGCAGGAACCUCUCUGGGCCUGUGGGAUUCUGCCUCACACGCUGCUCAGUCCAUCUUGCUGGAGACUUACCCUGUGUGUUUUUUUUUAAAUAAAGAC